Molecule: messenger RNA, 1110 nt
Organism: Melanotaenia boesemani (Boeseman's rainbowfish)
Lineage: Eukaryota; Metazoa; Chordata; Actinopteri; Atheriniformes; Melanotaeniidae
Exons: 7
Coding region: 163-1110 (315 amino acids)
Source: RefSeq, a predicted model, not a curated record
GGUUGUUAAAGUAUAAUACUGAUUUCAUGGAAUAUAUUGACACUGAAUUGAAUGAGGAGGAAUUAAAGGAUUUGGAUAGAUAUCACAUCUUCCUGUCAACCCAAGGGAUCCAAGCUGAAUGUAUGGAGGCAAAUCAAAAUCAGGUUCAACCAUACACUGAAGAUGCAGGUGGUCAGUGGGAGUUACCCCUCCAAUGCUGACAAACUGAUGUUGGCUAAAAGCAUAACAACAAUCUUCCCAUCAUUAAAGAUCAAGAUACAAGAAGAGAACGAAGGAUUUGAGCACUUUUAUGAUCCGGUGUCCCACUGUGGAUUCAUAGAGUUGAAACUGAGGAACCUGCGGAGAAACCUUCAUCAAGAUCAGAGACGCUAUCGCAAACGCGGGAGGGCCUGUGAGGCUUCUGGAGUAGCUAUAACACUACAAGUGAUUUCAGAAGGGGACGAAGAGUCUGCCAAGGAUUGGAUAACGGCUAUCAAAAGGAUGAGACCAUCUCCUGAGAACCUCACAUCUAUCGAAAUGGGCAUGGAGAAAACCUUCAACAACCGCAGGCUCUGGAUCUCAAGCCAGUCACCAACAGUAGCGGAGAUUCUCCAGCAGUACCCUCGCUUUGUAGACAUGCCAUAUUUGUUUGAUGCAGAGUUUGCAAGAAUGUUUCCGGGCAAGGAAGACCUCUUCCUUCGGAAAUGGGAAGGACAUAUUGUUCCGAAACUCCUGAAAGUGGCUACGCUUGAAAAGGAAAAUGACCCCAGUGACCCGUCGGCUGGUGAGGAGAUAGAUGAGUCACUUUGCUUCAGAGCCCUUAAGUUACUCACCCGUUAUCUACCUCCGACUGCAUCAGGGAGAAACAAAGGGUGGACAAAAUGCAGUGUCAAAUCAGCCCUGUCCUACAUCAUGGAAGUGAAACCGACUGGAACAAGCAUCCCCAGUCUUCUACAAGGAUCGUUAGAAGCAGCAGCCGGAGGAGCAGAAGUGGGAGUCCACCAGCCCAAGCUUGUGUGUAUAGGACAUCCCAGUACAACAGCUCAGUACAUAAUUGUGGCAAAGAAUGACAAAGUCGCCAUUCCACUUCAAGAUGAAGGGUUGACAUGCGCCCUGGACAAGUUGUUCUAA